AUGGAUAUCAACGAAUUGCCGGAUCUCGUCUUAGAAAUAAUCUUCUCGUAUUUGAAUCAGUACGGCGAUUUGGAGAGUGUCCGAUUGGUUAGUCGUCGAUGGUAUCGCGUUGCAUGUACUAUCAUCAGUAUUUUAAAGAAAUCCUUCAUCCAAUGCAAUCAGCUGAUUUGGGAGCUGUAUGCAGCAGAAAAGAAAGAUGAUAGUGCUAUUGCAAAACGUUGUUCACAUUCAGGUUGUUAUCAUGAUGGCACCAAAAAGGUGUAUAUAUUUGGUGGAUGUACCAAUAAUUAUACUGCCUUCAACGACCUUUGGAGUUUUGAUCUGAGGUCCCGCAUUUGGUGCCGAGAAUUUGUUAAGUGUGCUCCAUUCCCGCGGCCCAAGGCAAUGUCCAUUUUUGUACCUUAUAAGGAGUACUUGAUCCUUCAUGGUGGAUUUGCAAAGUCUUCGCCAAACCCAAUCCAUCAAGCAGCAAAUUUUUUUAGUGAAAUACACAUGUAUGAUACUAUAACGAAUGAGUGGAUUGAGGUCGAAACAGAGCCUCCACCUCCUGUGAUUGCAAGUCAUUGUGCAUGUGUGGUAGAUGAUUCGCUGAUUAUUUUUGGUGGUUCACAGAAUAGCCGUGCUACAAAUACUAUUUAUGUUCUGGAUAUUAUCAGUAAAAUUUGGCACGUGCCGUCAUUCGUCGACAGGAUUUACAAAGACCAAAGUUGUGGAAAGUCCGACGCAUCGUCCGGCCAACAGUUCUUGUUGAAAAGUCCACAGCCGAACCCCCGUUAUGGUAGCUCAUGUGUGGUAAUUGACAAAUCACACCUACUCGUGAUCGGUGGCUGUGGUGGCCCAAACUGUAUUUAUAACGAUGCUUGGCUCCUUACGUUUGACUUGACGUUACAAACUGCCUGGGAAUGGAAGCAAAUCAAUAUUACAAACCCAAAAUCAGGUCCAUCUCAGCUUUGGUGCCACCCAGCAUGUCCAAUCGGACAAAAUCUUGCGUGUAUAAGUUAUGCAAGAAAAAGCAAUGGGUAUAGCACGGUCAGUUUAAAUUCGUAUUCAGCACCGUUCCAGAUUUUUUCAAGAAACCCUGCUCAAUUGCUGCCACCACCAGUGAAUAAUGUCACGCUACAAUCCUCUAAUACAAGGGACAACGUUGAUCCUUCACUGAAUGAAAAACCGAAUUUUUCGGGUUGUCAACCGUCUACCUCUUCACCACAUGCUAAAAACAAUUUGAAGCAUAUUAAUGAUGCAUCAGGUGCAGCAUUGGGAAGUUUCGGAAAAAAUUGGUGUCAUAAAAGGCGUCUAGGAAAUGCUUGUGUUUAUAUACUCGAUACCGCACGAGUUUUGGAAGAUUGUACAGUAACAUGGCGCCAGCAAGAAAUAGAUUUAAAUGCACCAGAUGAUACAAUGCUGUAUUCGCUUUGUGCUGGUCGAGGAGAGCUGAUAAUGUUUGGUGGGAUGCGUAGUGAUAUGCAAGAUGAUAAUCGCCAUCCCUUUACCCAUACAAUUAGUAAUGAUAUUUAUAUACUGAGCCCUGCUCGUUUAAUAUAA
Messenger RNA from Loa loa (African eye worm), 1542 nucleotides. RefSeq lists its product as hypothetical. The transcript has 12 exons. NCBI's taxonomy places the organism in Eukaryota, Metazoa, Nematoda, Chromadorea, Rhabditida, Onchocercidae. The record is from RefSeq and is a predicted model, not a curated record. The coding region runs from base 1 to 1542 and encodes 513 amino acids. Gene Ontology annotation, molecular function: protein binding.